Messenger RNA from Aegilops tauschii subsp. strangulata, 1067 nucleotides. RefSeq lists its product as uncharacterized. The record is from RefSeq and is a predicted model, not a curated record. Lineage: Eukaryota; Viridiplantae; Streptophyta; Magnoliopsida; Poales; Poaceae.
UCGAGUCCUGGCUUGCCUCCUGGGACUGCUAGCAGCAAAGAAGUUGGAGUUCCCGGGGUGCAAGUCAACCGCCGACGGCCAAGCCACCGCCCCGACCAUGUGCGACACCGUCGUGAUCACGGUCGCCGCCGACAACUCUCUCAUCGGCAAGAGCCGCGCCAACCCAUGGCCUGGCAUCCGCAAGGUGCUGCAACCAGCCACGCCACCGGCAGAUGGGAAUGAGAGCGUCAUGUUCACGUACAGAUUCAUGGAGGAGCCCACAGUGUCCACCGACGUGCAGGGAACCGAAGCUGAGCCGUGCGCCGGCGGCAGCGCAUGCACCAGCACCGACACGGUAGACAGUGCAGUCAACGCGCUAUGGACAGACGAGGGAUGGACCGCCGACGACUGCCUGCGCACCACCGAUCGAGAAGUCCUGCUGUACUAUGGCGACGGCGUGGGCCGUGCCGCCGAUGUGUGCCAAGAAGCGCAGCUUAUGGCCGGUAACUCUGUUAUCUACCUCAACGAUGAAGGCCCGGUCGAGCGGCUCCUUCAAUGGGUUGCAGGUAUAUGCGGGGGCAGCGGCCAUGCCUGCGCCGAAGCGCAAAUCAUGGCCAAUAACCCUUAUAUCUACCAGAAUGGCCUGGUCCAUUGGCUCCUCCGGUAGUCUCUCGGCAGUUACGCGCUGUUCAAAGUGAGGUUUGAAGGUCAAAGAAAUCACAGUUAGAAAUCCCCACCGUCCGUUCUUGGGAUCCAAUAUCCAAGCCAUGGAGGACAAUCAAGAGCCAGCUGUGGAAAUGCUUCGAGUCUCAUCAGGUGAGGUCAAUCACAGAACACGUCUGCCUAAAUCCAAUGUUUAUGUCCUAGCAAAUCCUCGCCUUCACAGCCUCCUUGAUUUCUCCUUUUCUUUUCAUUGUAAAUGAGCAUCGUCCAUUUUCCUUUAUAUUUCUGGAGUUGCCGCUGCUUCGACUUUGUAAGUUUUAUGACUGGUGUAUUUCUUUGUAAUCUAGUGGAAAGAUAUGUGAUUGUGUAAAUGUGUAAUUUAUCGGUCACUGAAUGUAUGAUAAUCCAGAUGUUUGUAAUAACUA